UCGCUCGGGUGUCGGCAUUUCGCGAUGUAAACAUUAUCUAGUUUUAGGAUUCAGCUGCAUUUAGGCAAGCUGUCGGGAAUGAAGUGUGCUCAAGGUGCUUUUGUGUUGUUAAAUUCGCUUGAGUGUGCUUACUGGGAUGGCGCAAUUUUCGAAAGACGCGGUAUGGUAUCGUUCGCCUGCGAUACACUUCAGUCGCGUUGGUGGCUGCAUGCGAUUUGACGUACAUUCUGCGCGCAGUGAUGUCACUUGUCAGCUUAUUUUAUGAAAUGUCAAACGUUUUACAUGUAACGCGCGAGUGAAUAGUAAACAAAUUGACAGUGAAAUUGAUAUCGAUGCUGUGAAAUUAAAUACGAGUGACAUGGACUGUUAUUACUCGAAAUUUUAUCCAAGGCGUAAGUGACAAAUGGAAAGUUUGCGGUGAUCAAUAGACGCGAUGCAUCCAGCAGGGUACUACGCGAAUCUUGCGAGCGGCGCGCUCGCAGCCGGCACCAUUGCGUCCCCCUGGAGCACGGCGGCCGGCGCGCCCGACACCAAUGGCUCGGGCGGCGCCGACGCUAAGCACCUGGACGUCGGCGAUGCCAGCGACGAUGAAAAGGAUAUGUCCGCGGCCGAUGCGGAGGGAGUAUGGAGUCCAGACAUUGAGCAGAGCUUCCAAGAGGCCCUGGCCAUCUACCCGCCGUGCGGCAGGCGCAAAAUUAUUCUCUCCGACGAGGGCAAGAUGUACGGAAGAAACGAGCUGAUAGCAAGGUAUAUAAAAUUGAGGACAGGAAAAACGCGCACGAGAAAACAAGUGUCAUCCCACAUACAGGUGCUAGCUAGGCGGAAACUUCGAGAAAUACAGGCCAAACUCAAAGUGGAUGGUGGGGUGAUGAAAGAAAAGGCCAUGCAGUCAAUGAGCACACUAUCUAGCGCACAGAUCGUAGCUGGUUUACCGCACCCAGCGUACCACCAUACGGUACUCAACUUGCAAAAGCAAUUUUGGCAACCGGGUCUACAAGCCGGACCUUCACAAGACGUAAAACCGUUCCCUGGUGCUGGUUACAAGGGUGUCCCAGGAGUAGGAGGAGUGGGAGUACCGAGUGGGACAGACGUUGCGCCGCCACCGCCGUGGGAGGGCCGCGCGAUCGCCACGCAUAAACUACGACUUGUAGAGUUUUCUGCCUUCGUUGAACACCCACGGGAUCCAGAAACGUACCCAAGUUCGGCGCCGGCGCAACAUCUAUUCGUACAUAUAGGUGGCACCGUUACGUACGCAGAUCCUUUAUUAGAGUCAGUCGACGUACAACAGAUUAAUGAUAAGUUCCCAGAGAAGAAAGGAGGCCUCAAGGAGUUAUAUGAGAAAGGUCCACGGAAUGCGUUCUUCCUCGUCAAAUUCUGGGCAGACUUGAACACAAAUAACCUGGACGAUCCUGGAGCCUUUUACGGGGUCACUAGUGUGUAUGAAAGCAACGAAAACAUGACUAUAACGUGUAGUACGAAGGUGUGUUCGUUCGGCAAGCAAGUCGUUGAGAAGGUGGAGACGGAGUACGCGCGCUUUGAAGGCGGCCGCUUCGUCUACCGCAUACAUCGGUCGCCCAUGUGCGAGUACAUGGUCAACUUCAUACACAAACUGAAACAUCUACCUGAGAAGUAUAUGAUGAACAGCGUUUUAGAAAACUUCACUAUACUGCAGGUGGUGUCAAACCGAGAUACACAAGAGACAUUAUUAUGUGCAGCGUUUGUGUUUGAAGUGUCGAACAGUGAGCACGGCGCGCAGCACCACAUCUACAGGCUCGUCAAAGACUGAUCGCCCGCCGCCGCGCGCUCCGAGACAACCAUUCCUCACGCAAGCCGAAUGCAGACUGCGCUGGCCCGCACAGCGCCACGCACCGCCGGCGCAUGCGCACUCACAAUUAACCCUCAACCAUGGAAUUGAAUCACCUUUCCACUAGAGUUCAUAAUGUGCGUGCGCCGGUUACAAGUAUAUAUGUACAGUAACUACUAAUAUAAUAGACUAUGUACCCGCGACAGCCAUCCCGAUGGCGCCCCCUCGCGGCCCUCUACGAGUGCUGUCCUAAUUUCACUCUGCUCGUACUUUCUCUUUAGAUUCAAAAAUAAAAAUAUUUGUUAUUAAAACCUAUAAUAGCAAAAUGUGAUCUGAAAAUUACGCUACAAGUAUUUUUGUAACUGAGUGUUUAUUAUACAUAGCUCAAUU
This is a messenger RNA of Spodoptera litura, 2194 nucleotides long. It is a transcript of the gene scalloped, whose product is annotated as TEA domain transcription factor 1 homolog scalloped. Lineage: Eukaryota; Metazoa; Arthropoda; Insecta; Lepidoptera; Noctuidae. Gene Ontology annotation, biological process: hippo signaling; embryonic organ development; regulation of transcription by RNA polymerase II. The record is from RefSeq and is a predicted model, not a curated record. Gene Ontology annotation, molecular function: RNA polymerase II cis-regulatory region sequence-specific DNA binding; DNA-binding transcription factor activity, RNA polymerase II-specific. Gene Ontology annotation, cellular component: transcription regulator complex.